AUGACCAAUUCAGUUCAAACUUUGGAUGUAAUGGUUAAUCGAAUUUCAGAGAAUAUUCCGAGGCAAAUUGCGGUUCAAAGCAAUGAUUCAAUAGUAAAUUAUCACGGUGGUGGUGCAAAUAUGCCAAAGAUGAAUUUGCGUCAAAUGGACAGAUCACAACAAAAUCAAACCAAUCUACGACAGCAACAACAAUGA
This is a messenger RNA of Diversispora eburnea, 195 nucleotides long. NCBI's taxonomy places the organism in Eukaryota, Fungi, Glomeromycota, Glomeromycetes, Diversisporales, Diversisporaceae. The record is from the annotation of a GenBank genome assembly.